Sinocyclocheilus grahami is the source of this 3153-nucleotide messenger RNA. RefSeq names its product un-named hu7910. The record is from RefSeq and is a predicted model, not a curated record. The coding region runs from base 158 to 2536 and encodes 792 amino acids. Gene Ontology annotation, molecular function: protein binding; peptidyl-aspartic acid 3-dioxygenase activity. NCBI's taxonomy places the organism in Eukaryota, Metazoa, Chordata, Actinopteri, Cypriniformes, Cyprinidae. Gene Ontology annotation, biological process: peptidyl-aspartic acid hydroxylation. The transcript has 6 exons. Gene Ontology annotation, cellular component: endoplasmic reticulum; membrane.
UGUACAGUAGGUGGCGGUAUGUGCUUACGACACCAAUCUGCUAUUAGACCCGAAGAAGAGGAAGACAAGCCUUCUGCACAAGUCACAAUUAGAAACGCAGAACUUUUAAAUCGUGAGAUUAACCAGUCAUUAUCAAGCCUCUUCAAACUCUGUUAUCAUGAAGCAGAAGAAAACGGCUCGCAACCAGGCCAGAAAAGACUCUCCAGGUGGAAAUGCAGCCAUUAAGAGUGAAAAAAAGACAGAGAAAAACUCUUUCUUUAGCUGGCUGUUGGUGCUGGCUUUGCUGGGGGCUUGGCUGUCUGUGGGUGUCAUGUGGUUUGACCUAGUUGACUACAACAGUGUGGUUGGUGCUCUUGGAGGAGUAUAUGAUGCUGAUGGCGAUGGAGACUUCGAUGUAGAAGAUGCCAAAGUUUUGUUGGAAAAUGCUACUGUGGCUGCUAAGGAAAAAACCUUAAGAAAAAAUGUCACAACAGAAGGAGACCGUAUCCAAGCAGGCCAUUCCAAGCUUACAUAUGAGAGACCUAAAGAAGUGGGGCUUAAAAAAGACAGAGAACAUCCUACCAGGGAUAUUGGGCAAAAGCUGAAAGCAGCUCUGAAGGAGCAGCUACGAAUUAUUCAUGAGAAGAUUGAAGCCAAAAAGAUUGCCAAACUAGCCCUUGCUGAGGUCCGUAGUGUUUUGGCUCAGGAGGAAGAGGAGAGACAAGCUGCUCUUGCUGCCAAAAAAGUCAAAGAAGAGGCAGAAGCUAAGCUUCAAGAGGAACGAAUACAAAGAGAACAAGAGGAGAAACUAGCCAAGGAGAAAGCAGAAAAAGAAGAGAUGGAGAAAGAGAAAGCAGAAAAGGAAAGACUGGCUAAAGAAAAAGCAGAAAAUGAAAGACUGGCCAAAGAAAAAGCAGAUAAAGAAAGGGCAGAAAAGGAAAAACUUGAAAAAGAAAAAAUGGCUAAAGAAAAGGCAGAAAAAGAAAGAUUGGAGAAAGAGAAAGCAGAGAAAGAAAGACUGGAGAAAGAGAAAGCAGAAAAAGAAAGACUGGAGAAAGAGAAAGCAGAAAAAGAAAGACUGGCUAAAGAAAAGGCAGAAAAAGAGAGACUUGAGAAACAAAAGGCAGAAAAAGAGAGACUUGAGAAACAAAAGGCAGAAAAAGAAAGACUGGCUAAAGAAAAAGCAGAAAAAGAAAGACUGGCUAAAGAAAAGGCAGAAAAGGAGAAAUUCUCUAAAGAAAAAGUGGAAAAAGAAAGACUUCAGAAAGAAAAGGCAGAAAAAGAGAAAGUCUCUAAAGAAAAAGCAGAAAAAGAAAGACUGGAAAAAGAGAAAGCAGAAAAAGAAAGACUGGCCAAAGAAAAGGCAGAAAAAGAGAGAUUUGCUAAAGAAAAAGCAGAAAAAGAAAGACUGGAAAAAGAGAAAGCAGAAAAAGAAAGACUGGCCAAAGAAAAGGCAGAAAAAGAGAGAUUUGCUAAAGAAAAAGCAGAAAAAGAAAGACUGGAAAAAGAGAAAGCAGAAAAAGAAAGACUGGCCAAAGAAAAGGCAGAAAAAGAGAGAUUUGCUAAAGAAAAAGCAGAAAAAGAAAGACUGGAAAAAGAGAAAGCAGAAAAAGAAAGACUGGCCAAAGAAAAGGCAGAAAAAGAGAGAAUUACUAAAGAAAAAGCAGAAAAAGAAAGACUGGAAAAAGAGAAAGCAGAAAAAGAAAGACUGGCCAAAGAAAAGGCAGAGAAAGAGAGACUUGCUAAAGAAAAUGUGGAAAAAGAAAGACUGGAGAAAGAGAAAUUGGAAAAAGAAAGACUGGUCAAAGAGAAAGCAGAAAAAGAGAGACUUGCUAAAGAAAAAGCGGAAAAAGAAAGACUGGAGAAAGAAAAGGCAGAAAAAGAGAGACUUGCUAAAGAAAAAGCAGAAAAAGAAAGACUUGAGAAAGAAAAGGCAGAAAAAGAAAGACUUGAGAAAGAAAAGGCAGAAAAAGAGAGACUUGCUAAAGAAAAAGCAGAAAAAGAAAGACUUGAGAAAGAAAAGGCAGAAAAAGAGAGACUUGCUAAAGAAAAAGCAGAAAAAGAAAGACUUGAGAAAGAAAAGGCAGAAAAAGAAAGACUUGAGAAAGAAAAGGCAGAAAAAGAGAGACUUGCUAAAGAAAAAGCAGAAAAAGAAAGACUUGAGAAAGAAAAGGCAGAAAAAGAAAGACUUGAGAAAGAAAAGGCAGAAAAAGAGAGACUCGCUAAAGAAAAAGCAGAAAAAGAAAGACUGGCCAAAGAAAAAGCAGAAAAAGAGAGGCUCAAUAAAGAAAAAGCAGAAAAGCAAAGACUGGAGAAAGAGAAAGAGAAAGCAGAGAAAGAAAGGCUUAACAAAAUAAAAGAGAGUGCACCAAAGGGGCAAAUAGAGAAAGAUGUAAAGGAGAAAAAAGAAAAUGUGAACAAUUACAAACAAGAAAAAGAGGCACAUUUAAAUAAAAAAACGCAUGGCCAAAAAGUUGACCAAUCAGAAAAUGAAAAAGACGAGAAACUGUCUACUCGUGGUUUACUUAAAUCUUCAAAAAAAAAUAUCAAGAAAUAAUAGUAAACUGACAUAACCGUGAGAUUUGAUUGGAAAUAAAAACUCCUAAGGUGUUUACUAGGAACAGCGCUGCAAAGUAAAUAACUAAAAGUAGCGUGACUACUAACUGUUUUUAGUGACAGUGGCAGCUGUUCAAAAUGGUAGCAAGCUACUUUUUAACUAGUCGUGUAGUAAAACAAAACACUACAUUGCUGUUGGCAUGGUACAGCUGAGUGAAGGAGGUAAUAACCCAUCUGUCAACUCACUGUGUUGGGAGGUUUGACUCAGUGAAUCAGUUUGCGUGGAUGUUUCAUGUAAAUAAAUGAUUUCUGAUUUCUUAGAUCCAACAAACCAGCGGUUUUCAACCCUGUUCCUGUGGCCCUCUCCAACCGUUCACAUUUUGCAUUUCUCCUUAAUCAAACCCCCCUGAUUCACGUCAUCACCUCAUUAGUAGAGACCCCAAGAUCUGAAAUGGGACACAUUCAAAAUGUGCAGUGUUGGGGGGACUCCAGGACAGAGUCGAAAACCUCUGCAAUAAGUGACUUAGCUUGCACAGAAGUGAGUUAUAUAAAUUAGCAUGUUUUAAUAAUUUUACCCUGUGAAUAUUUUUUUAUAUUUUAUUAUACUCUUUGUUUUCA